Scleropages formosus (Asian bonytongue) is the source of this 4966-nucleotide messenger RNA. RefSeq names its product solute carrier family 45 member 1 (gene slc45a1). Gene Ontology annotation, molecular function: sucrose:proton symporter activity. Gene Ontology annotation, biological process: transmembrane transport. Bases 1093 to 3384 code for a protein of 763 amino acids. Gene Ontology annotation, cellular component: membrane. Lineage: Eukaryota; Metazoa; Chordata; Actinopteri; Osteoglossiformes; Osteoglossidae. The record is from RefSeq and is a predicted model, not a curated record. The transcript has 8 exons.
GGAAGCGAAGGACAGGGGGAAGGCUCAGGGACGCAGGAUGAAAGCUGAGAAAUGACCGCAUCAGGGACUUGGGAGAGAAAUCACGACUCCGUAAACAAAAAUGCAACUGAAAGAGAGAAAAAAAAAUCAUAAAAUAAUGUAUGUCUAUUUAGCAAAUAAGUAUGCCGUAGUAAAUGAGCAGAACCCCUCAAAAAAGGUAAUUUUCUUUCCGUUUAUGUUUCAUUUGCACGCUUUGUCCUGUUAGGUAGAGAGCAUUUUUGAUUCGAUUGUCUGGUCGUCACUUCGCAAAAACGGCAAGUCACUGUGCUGUGCUGUGCUGUGCUGUGCUGUACUGUACUGUACACACCCUGAAUUACUGCGAAUAAUUACCUCACUGUCAGGAUCUCCAUCACCAGCACACUAAAAUGGGCAGGUGUGUCCGCUGUGUGUUUGGUUAAAAAAUGUAACAAACCGUCAUCUCAUCGGAUGAGACUGUGUAAAUACAACAUCGUAAUGUAAAUUUACAUUUUUCUUUCUUCCUCGUGUGGCGUAUUCCAGUCGGCGUUUCGCGGGUUACGAGAAUAAAGAAAGAGCGCGUGCGGGGGGCGGGGGGAGCGCGUGCAUGUGCGGAGGAAGGACGGGCGCGGAGAAAUGCGCGUUCCCGGUCGGAGCGCUCCGUUCGGCUCCUGGACGCACAUGGGCGAUGCGCACCUCCUCGUAACGGACCGCAGAUAACACGCGGUAAAAACACCGUAACACUUCUUGAGCAGGGUAGACUAGAGUAGAGUAGAGCGUGCUGAGCGUCACCUUUCCUCACUCACACUGGGCGCGGCGUUGGUCCAUUUUCACACCGACUUCCUCCACUUUCACAUCAGAUGUGAAGGAGGCUUGAAGCAUCUGCUCCUCCUGCUGUCAGACUCUGAGUGAUGCGCAGUGUCGCCAGGUAGCCCGAGGCAAGGCGCGUGCUCACCUCCGCUGGAAUAUUAAUGAAUCAGUGUUGAUCGGUCCUCGUGGAAACUGACUGAUAGAUUUUAUGAGAAUAUUUGACAGGAUGCAGCUGUGGUGCAGACUUUUUGAAGGAUAUUCAUAAGGACUUCUUUCAGUGGAUAGAGAAUGAUGUCAUCCCCAGGGUUGGGCACCCCUAGUGACCCCCUCCUGACCAGUCCAGGAGGGGGACUGGGCACAGCCCACGAUGGAGUGUGGAGAGGAUCCAUACCCAAAACCUCCAGCUUCCCAUCGUCCACCACUCGCCACCUGAGCCACCGUGCGAACAACUUCCAGAGGCACCCGAAACGGCGGAAACUGAUUCGACCCUCGCCGCCCCCGCCCCCCAACACCCCCUGUCCGCUCGAGCAUCUGGACCUGAGUGAGCUGCCCCCACGGCGUUCGUUCUUGGAGUUGCUCUGCAAUGGCUGCAUCCUCUUCGGCAUCGAGUUCAGCUACGCCAUGGAGACGGCGUACGUCACCCCUGUGCUGUUGCAGAUGGGUCUGCCGGACCAGUUCUACAGCCUGGUGUGGUUUAUCAGCCCCAUACUAGGAUUUUUGGUCCAGCCUAUUCUUGGUGCUUGGAGUGACCGGUGUACAUCUCGCUUUGGCCGCCGGAGACCGUUCAUCCUGGCUCUAGCAGUUGGGGCUUUGAUCGGAUUAACCCUGGUGCUGAAUGGACGGGACAUUGGAACGGCGCUAGUGGACGCUGCGGAUACUCACAAGUGGGGCAUUGUGCUGACCGUAUGUGGCGUUGUUUUGAUGGACUUCAGCGCUGACUCGGCCGAUAACCCCAGCCAUGCCUACAUGAUGGAUGUUUGCAGUCCAGAGGACCAGGACCGUGGUCUCAACAUCCAUGCUCUCCUCGCAGGCUUGGGUGGAGGUUUCGGCUACGUUGUGGGCGGAAUUAACUGGGACCGCACAGAGUUCGGAAAAUCGAUGGGAGGUCAACUGAGGGUUAUCUACCUGUUCACCAGUGUCACGCUCAUUGCUGCCACAGCGAUGACCCUCACGAGCAUCCCAGAGCGCCCCCUUGCCCAGACUCGCGCCUCAAAGAGCGCCAGAAACACACUGAAAAGUCCAAACCUGCCCCUUCCGCCUUCACCCCCCGUCGUCCCGGAGGCAGGCAAGGAAGAAGAGGCGGAGGAAGAAAGGCAGGAAGGUUUUCACAGCUACCAAAGCUACAACCCUCAUCGUUGCGAGCUUGACCCACUGACGCACUCAGCCAGCGCCGGGGCACAACUGUGCGCUGGCCUCGUGAGCCCCAUCUCGCCCCUUAGCCCCCUCACCCCCAAGUAUGGCAGCUUCAUCAGUCGAGACAGCUCCCUCACCGGCAUCAAUGAGUUUGCCAACUCUCUCGGGACGUCCUACAUCGACAGCGUGCUCAUCGACUGCUACACGGGGCAGCAGACCCCGCAGGCCCCGGACCCGGAGAGCGCGGUGCAGGUGCUGCCCCCCGGGGACACCCCCCCUUCCCAGUGUCCGCUUCGUCCUGGGACCACGGGAAUCCUGAAACGGCCCCAGAGCCUGGCGCUGCUCGAGGACCCUUUGCUGAUGCCCUGUGCGGGGGCUGAGAACGGCUGCAGGCGUACGGUGACCUUCAGCCAGCAGGUAGCAAACAUACUUCUGAAUGGGAUGCGGUACGACAGCGAUCUGAGUGACCACGCGGACACCACCGACACACAGCUGUCUAUGAAGCUGCUCUGCAUCGCCAUCUACAGGAUGCCUCCGUCGUUGCGCAGCCUCUGCACCAACCAUUUUUUGGGGUGGCUGUCCUUUGAGGGCAUGUUGCUCUUCUACACUGACUUUAUGGGAGAGGUGGUGUUUGCUGGAGAUCCAAAGGCCCCCCAUGACUCUGAGGCCUACAAGCGCUACAAUGCUGGGGUCAGCAUGGGCUGCUGGGGAAUGUGCAUCUACGCAUUCAGCGCUGCCUUCUACUCAGCUAUUCUUGAAAAGCUGGAGGAACGUUUCUCUCUACGCUCCCUGUACUUCUUCGCUUACCUGGCCUUCGGGCUCGGGACGGGCCUGGCCACGCUCUCCACCAACCUGUACGUGGUGCUGUCCUUGUGCGUCACCUACGGAGUCCUCUUCUCGUCCCUCUGCACCCUGCCCUACUCCCUCCUCUGCGAAUACUACCAGUGCCCACAAUUCUGCGGCUCUUCGGAAGACGGGACGAGGCGGGGGAUGGGUGUGGAUAUCUCUCUGCUCAGCUGUCAGUACUUCCUGGCUCAGAUCCUGGUGUCCGUGGCGAUGGGACCUCUGACCUCCCUAGUGGGCGGGGCCCAGGGGGUGAUGUAUUUCGCAAGCGUGAUGUCAUUUGUCGGAUGCAUAUAUUCGUCACUGUUUGUGGUGUACCAGCUGCCCCCGGCGGAGGGUGAGCCCCCACAGAGCGAAGCGCAGCCCCUGCUUGUGCACAUCUAGAGCCCCCCGCCUUGCGUGAUGCACACUUACGUUCCCCUUUUGUAGCGGGAGCGCAUGCAUUUAGAUAUUGAAGGCUGCGUGCGUGUGUGUGCAUGGACAUCUGUGUAUGCUCUCCAUCUUUCUACAUUUGUGCAUUUUGUGUGUGUGAGGUACAAUAAGUUACGAACAAGCGUGUUGCCGAGUGUGUCCGGAGGUGUUUACACCUGGCUCACCUUUGUCUGACAGGUGAGUCACCUCGGGAGGGUGAGCGUACUUGUGGGAAUGGCUCAUGUUUACUUUCCGCUUCAUCUUCCUGUCCAAAGCAAUAUCAAGACCUUUGGAUUCUUUGCUGGAAACAACACAGCCAAUCAUGGUAAAAACAGAUAAUGGCGGAAAACGUGUUUGAAAGCCUUUUUGAAAUUUGUGGUGUCUCUAAGCGAGAAAGCGAAUGGGACGCAUCUGCAACGUAAGGAAUGUUUCGGGGGGUCUGCAUGAACCUUUGAUUAAUAUCAUGUAAUUGAGGUAGAGCUCAUGUUCAAGAAUGUGUGUGUGUGUGUGUGUGUGUGUGUCUCUACCUCAUAGCUGCUGCACAAGCUCAGCUGUCCUCUUGGGGUUUGAGGACGUCUCGUUGACCUUGCUGCUAACGCCUCCGCACACAGGUUAAUACGCACGUAUCCACGGCUUGAAAGUACGCACCGCACCAACAAGGCUGCCAAACACACGCAUGAUCACACGGAUCACAGUUUUGGAAGAAGUGGGCUGUGGGGAACUGUUGCUACGGUAACCAGUGAGGAGCAUUAAUCAGUCGAUCAGAGGAGCUUUUGACCUUCCAAAGGUGAUGUGCAUUCCCAGGGGCUCUUGUGCGCACGAGAACAGGAUUUAGGAUGCUUUUUUUCCCCCCCUCAUAAGUCCGUGACACCUGACUGUUCUGGAGUUUACACUGCAGAUGUUUAACUAGAAACCCGUGUCUUGUCAUGGGUUUCACAGGUGACAUUUUCAUCUUUAGUUGCUGGCGAACUGUGUUCUUGAUGAACCUCAUACUAUCUGUGCUUCCAAGGAUCAGAGAAAAGGACGUGAGAAGUAAACCACCCGAGAUUGAAAACCCUCUCAAAAAAAGGAGGAAAAUUGUUACUGAUGUUCUUUGGAGCCCAGAGAAGAGCCAAGGCUGUGUGUGUGACAGGGACUUAGGAGGACGCAAAAGCACUUUCAGAUGAUGGUCAAACCACUUCCCAAUUAUUGCACCAACCCCCUGGAAUGCUCACUGAAACGUCUUGAAGAUGCCCCCCCCCCAAUACUGCACACCUACUACCUACCCUGCUUUAGCUGUUCUGCUCAGUUUUGCUUACAUCCAUGCAGCUUUAGGAGAUCCACUCUUCCUGGAAUGUUUUCCACGUUGACAGCAGCCCUUAUAACAAUGGUUUGGACCUGUCAGUCAAAUGGAAAUAAAAGAAGUGUAUCAUGCUCAACUCAAUAUUAUAUACAGCAAAGGCCCCUGAUUUCAAUUCCAUCCAUUAAAAGCUUUUUCCUUUACACAGUAAAGAAGUUAUUUUUCAGUUUUAUAGCUAUAGCUUUUUUUUUACCAGCAUGAAUUAUUUAAAAUUUC